This is a messenger RNA of Nothobranchius furzeri (turquoise killifish), 3025 nucleotides long. Its product is annotated as E3 ubiquitin-protein ligase RNF38. NCBI's taxonomy places the organism in Eukaryota, Metazoa, Chordata, Actinopteri, Cyprinodontiformes, Nothobranchiidae. The record is from RefSeq and is a predicted model, not a curated record. Gene Ontology annotation, biological process: protein ubiquitination. Gene Ontology annotation, molecular function: ubiquitin protein ligase activity.
AUUGAUUGAUCUUCACCCCACUCCCCGCUGACCAGAGAAAACACACCCGAUAGCAAAUGCGAGAGGGGAUUUAAAUGAGACAAAUACCGUCCGCUUCGCUGCGCGGACGAGUUGGCUAUCUGUGGGUUCUCAAACGGGUAGAGGUAGUCUGCUGUUAGACCUCGCUUCCUGUUAGCCUCGAGCUCGCUGGAAAAUUGAAACAAUGCUAACGAACGAGCCAUUGUUUAGAAAAACCAACGCCAAAAGGAGCUAGUCGUUCCAGCUUGGUUAUAAUUUUGUAACAAAUUUGUUAAAACUAAUAUUUUAUUACCAGUAGUGUCAGUGUGACUGGGCUUCUUUAGUUUGCUAUCGCUCGACAGCUAGCCAUCUUGCUUGGGUUAGUGGAUCCAAGUGUUUAAUUUAGGUUUUUCGAUGACAACGAGCUAGCGGUAUUGGAUUUAUGUAUAACUCUGGUCCUUACAACUCGACCAGGACCCGUAUUCGUGUGACCAGUGCCCGUAAAUGACUUCAUUUAGCUGUGGUACGAGCAGACUGCUCACUGUGAAUAGACAAAAGGGAAUCAAAGACUUGCUCUGUUAACGAGGGCAUCACAGAUAAGAAUAAAAGUAGAAUUUUAUUUUUGUUUUGUGCGUCUUCGUACAGUUAGAUUUUCAGAAAUAUAUAUUUAGGUUUAUUAGUGCAAAUAGAUAAAAACGUUUUCGCUUGAUUUAAUCCGCAUUAGGGAGUGUGGAUGGAGGCGAUGCAGAUGGUGCUGCAUCUGAUGGCUGUGCUUCCCUGAACCUGCUACUUCCACGUUCAUUUCAUUAAAUUAAAUCAUCUGUUUAAAUUCAUCAAAACACGCUGUUAGGUAUCUUGUUAGAGUCGUGGUGAAUCGGUUACAGAGAGGGCUUCCUGGACGUCAGCCUCACCAUCCAUCCACUCAUCUACCACCGCCCUCCGAUUCUCCGGCUAUGGACCCCCCGAGGACUCGCUCGCGGUCUCGGUCUGGCUUCUAUCAUUUUGCCAUGAACGGCAGCGUUGGAAGCAAUGGAGGCGGCAACGCUAUCGGCAACGGGAACUUAGUGAGCGCCAGCGGAGGAGCAGUGGUGAAUUAUCCGCCGCAGAAUAACCCCGGCUGGGCGCCGCACCACGGAGGACGGAGCUACCCGGAGAGCCAACAGCAGCAGCAGUCGCACGGCCAGGGGAGCUACCUGUCUGCGGGGGUGCAGCGGCACUCCGCACAUGGAGCUCACAGACACACUGGGGCCGGAGGACUGCUGCAUUUUCAUCCAGACAAUGUGUGCAGUGAGGAUCGAGACAAAAUGGAGGACAGCCCGAGCCCGAAGCGGCAGCGUCUUUCUCAGCAGUCUAUGAUAGAUUUAAGCUCCGCCCCUCCCUCUACUCCAUCCUCUCCUAUUCGCCCGUGGGAGCUGCCUCCUAAUCGCAGACCACACCCCCUCUACAUGCCAGAGAGGUGCCACACACCUGCCAGAAACCGCCGCAGUCCUCCAAUGAGACGCCAGCGUGGCCGAAGAGACCGUCUGACCCGCCACCACCACCACUACAACAGCAACAACAACCACCACCUUCACCAUCCCCCCACAGGCCACCAACAUCACCACCACCCUCACCCCCACCAUGGCUCAUCUUCAGGCCAUCAGGAUGAGAACUACCGACACCCAACUCCUCCACAGGGUUACCUCCCUUACAGCCAGCUGCCCCCUCGAGGGCUGGGGUCUGGCCCUGAAGAGCGUCCAGGUUACCACCCCCCAAAUCCCUCACCUAGACCUGUUCACCAGUCACCAAACCUGUCUCCCAGGCUUCUGCACCCUGGGGCUCAUCCACAGCACCAAUACCCCCACCCGUCCCAGCAACAGAGCGGGGGUGUCCUUGACAUCCAAGACCAGGGUUCUGCUCCAGGAUCGUAUCCCGUGUCUCCACCAGGAGCACCAACAAGCCUGCCCCCCCGCUCAGCCCCGCAGCAGAUCCCAGCAUGCUCGGUGGUUUUCAGCGGCCAGCACUAUCCCGUCUGCAGCGUUCCUCCUUCUGUCCUUCAGACCUGCUCUGUUCAGCAUCUGCCCGUGCCCUACCCAUUCCCGUCACUGUUGUCCAGUGACUCGGCCUUCUUAAUUCCCCCUCCUCACCUUGCCCAUCCUCCCACACACCUUUCCCAUCAUCCACCUCACCUGCCGCAGCCUGCUCAGUUUGGACCCUAUCCAGCCCAGCAGGCGCGAUCGCCUUUACAGAGAAUAGAGAAUGACGUGGAGCUGCUAGGAGAGCACUUGUCUCUGGGUGCUGGUCUCCAUUAUUCUCCUGCUGCCCACCCUGCCCUCACCCCCCACUCCACACAGCUCCACUUCCUCUCCCAUGAUCCUCUGCCACAGGAGAUCUUUGGAGUGUCCUAUCCAAACUUUUUUCCUCGACGCCUCCCAGGACGACGUUACCGUUCGCAACAGCUUCCACCCUCGCCUUACCACCCCAGCCUCUUGCCUUACUUCCUAUCAAUGCUGCCAGUCCAGCCCACCGGUCCUGCCAUCAGCUUAGAGCUGGAUGUAGAUGAUGGAGAGGUGGAGAACUAUGAGGCCCUCCUGAAUCUCGCCGAGCGUCUAGGAGAGGCCAAACUCCGAGGACUGACCAAGGGAGACAUAGAGCAGCUUCCUUCCUAUCGAUUCAAUCCAAAUAACCACCAGUCUGAACAAACACUGUGUGUGGUGUGCAUGAGUGAUUUUGAGUCCCGUCAACUGCUGCGAGUGCUCCCCUGCAGCCACGAGUUCCACGGAAAGUGUGUCGACAAGUGGCUGAGGGCUAACAGGACAUGUCCCAUCUGUCGGGCAGAUGCCUCAGAGGUGCAGAGAGACUCAGAAUGACCACAAGAGGGAACCAAGCACUUCCUGUUCUUUGUCAAACACAUCCAACACUACCUGCUCCUCUUAAAUGAAUACACCUGUGUUUUCUCUCUCUCUCUCUCUCUCUCUCUCUCUCUCUCUCUCUCUCUCUCUCUCUCUCUCUCUCUCUCUCUCUCUCUCUCUCUCUCUCUCUUUCUCUC